AUGCUGGGACUAUUGAGAGGUCGGGACACGGAUCAAAAUCGAAAUCGGUGGAGUAAAGAUGAGAUAAGAAGGAGGCGAAGGGACACCGACUAUAAAGGAUGUGGAUGCCUAAGGCAUCUAUGCAACUCUAAUAUACAAGUCAUAGAGAUUUAUUCUAUAUAUCAGGUUAUCGAUACUAAAAAAGUUCCCGGCUUUUUCUCUCGCUAUCCCGCUACUAUAAGUGUUAGUACUACGGAUGUUAAAAGUACUUUAUCGGCGAUUGCUCAAGAGGCUUCCCAGUCUAACUCUCGAGAGAGACGUCGCGCGCUAAUUCGAUACUCUAAUGCCUAUGGAGAUUCAUUUUCGAUAUAUUAUUGCUCUACCGAAGUCGAAAGACUGGUUCUGCUUGCUAGUAUAAUCGAGGUCAUCGUAGUAAGCUGGGAUUAUAUAUUGAGUAAUAAGCCUUCAGAUUUCACUUUAAAGAACAUACGACAAAGCGCACUAGCGACUGUAUUGCGUAAAGCAAUCGACUUAGAUUCAGAGAAGGCGCCUAGAAUAAUCGAAACUCUAUAG
Messenger RNA from Botrytis deweyae, 552 nucleotides. RefSeq lists its product as uncharacterized. The coding region runs from base 1 to 552 and encodes 183 amino acids. The transcript is spliced from 5 exons. The record is from RefSeq and is a predicted model, not a curated record. Lineage: Eukaryota; Fungi; Ascomycota; Leotiomycetes; Helotiales; Sclerotiniaceae.